Molecule: messenger RNA, 7364 nt
Organism: Alligator mississippiensis (American alligator)
Lineage: Eukaryota; Metazoa; Chordata; Crocodylia; Alligatoridae
Gene: CC2D2A
Product: coiled-coil and C2 domain containing 2A
Exons: 36
Coding region: 1570-6390 (1606 amino acids)
Biological process (GO): protein localization to ciliary transition zone; non-motile cilium assembly
Cellular component (GO): ciliary transition zone
Source: RefSeq, a predicted model, not a curated record
GGAAUAAAAAAGAGCCCCAGAUCUUUACAUACAUUAGUGUAAUACAUAUUGGCCAUUAGUGCACAAUUUCAUUUUGAUCCUGCAAAUCCUGCAGAUAUACAUUUGGAGAGUCUUAAUGAAGUGAACAUAGGCAGACAAGGUUCUUAGGAUAAAUGUGAUAUCUUUUAUUAGACCAACUAAAUAGCUGGAAAAAUUGAAGUGAAUGCAGUUACUCACAUGUGUAAGUAAGUGCUUGACCAGGGUGGCCAUGAUCCCUUGAUCUUUUGUAUGCAUUAUUUACCACUAUUUCUUUCCUUUGAUUUUUUUUUAAAGGGAUGGUCUUUCCCUAUGUGUAUGUAGCAAACCAUAGACACUUUGCUGACUCUUUCUCUUUAAAAACAAAUCUCAGUGACCUUCCUUAGCAACCUUGUUGCUAAGAUGGGUGUAUUUGUUAUGGCAGACUGUUGAUUGCAACUCCUGAAAUGCUGCCUAAGAAAACCCAGGUAUGACCCAAAUAUUUCCUUUUUAAAGCUUUUAAAGUAUCUCCACAUUCUCCAUUUUUAUUAGAGACAAGUUUAAGAUGCAGAAAUCCUCAAAACAACUUUUAUAACAACUUUUAUAAAGAUUCUCAAGGUAAUUUAUUUUUAAAAGUGAAGUUAGUAAACUGCAGAAAUGUCUAUUUUCAGUUGUAAGUCAUCUGGAGACAGGCAACUCCCUGUGAUACUGAAUAAUUUUAAAUCUCUUGUAUUCUAGUGUAAAGCAUGGAAUUCAAUUAUUUAUUAUAUUUUUAAAAUGUUUCUUAUGGCACUUAGUUUCCAGAAAUAUUAGAAAAGCAUUAAAAUGAUUCAAAGGCCUUGUCCUUUUCAUGUACAUACAAGACUAUUCUAAUGUUUUAAAAGUGAAAUCUGCUAAGUAUUAAAAUGCUAUAAUUUACUGAAGUAUAAUAUUUAUAUUGCCCUGGGAUAUUAGUGCUGCAAACAGGCAGAUGUUUCAGUUUUACGCAAUGACAUUAUACUUAGCCAUUCUGUGCAGUACUGGAGUGGGAAUGAACUUGUGAGCUGGUAUGAUUGCACUGAUCUGGGCUGCCUAACUAGCAUGGGGCAUAGCUGAUACUGCUGUAGGAAUACAAGCCAUACUUUGGGCUAGUUUGGCCCCCAACACUAGUUAGGAAAGCCUUUGAAUUUACUACCUAAAUCUCGUUUGGUGUUUUUAGCAGCGGAGUGACAUUUUCUGGUCACAUUUUCUUAACCCUAAUACAUUUGUAACCUGCUCCUAUGCAGGAAGCAGGGAUGACAGUACAGACUGUCAGUGGCAUCACUCCUAUUAAGAAUUAUCACACAUUAUGCCUUAGUUUGAAGAUUAUGCGAAUUACAAAAACAGGAAAAAAUCCAGUUUUCAAAACUGCAAAACUGCUUUGAAGUGUUAAAUAAUUAUAUUUUAAGACAUCAUAAGUCUAAAGGUUAUAUAUAUAUGGUGCAGAGGUAUGCCUCAUGUGGAGUGUGUUGGAUCAGUGUGUAAGUAUUUAAUCUGUAUAUUGGCCCGCCAGUAAUUUCUGUUAUUUGUGACAGCCAAGUACCAUGUAUCACAAACAUGAAUCUCAGUGAAGAAUCUCAGAUGAUGGUUAUGGAGGAGCGCGGAGCUGAGGCGGAGGCGGAGGCGGGCGGGCUGCAGGCGGCGCUGGAGGCCCGGAGGCGGAAGAACCCGCUGACGGAGCCGGCGCGUCUCGUCACGCCACCAGAGGCGGAGGCGGCAGAGGGUGGCACAGCUGGCAUGGCGGCGGGCCGGCCAUCGCGCAGCUUGCCUCCUGUUCCUUCUUCAUCAAGAACAAGCUUUGCUGAAUUUUCCAUUAGGGAACGAAUGAGAGAGAAAUUAAAAGCUGCAAGGUCUAAAGCAGAAAGUGCUUUGUUGCAAGAAGUCCCCAGUCUCCCACCACGACGUAUAAAAAGCCUCAGAGAGAGGGAAUCAGAAACCGUAUUGCACGAAGAGUCAUAUAAAGAUGAGCCAAGGGAGAUACAAGAAGACAAACCCCAAAUACCUUCAAGAUUAAAGUUUCAUGAUUCUGUCAAAAAACUCAAGCAAAAGCCGCAUGUCCAGAGUGAUUUUCCUUCUGCAGAGGAAGCAUAUAAUUUUUUUACAUUCAAUUUUGAUCCUGAACCAGAGAAUAUAAAGGAUGAGACCAAGAGCAAGAAAGAGAGAGAAUCCAAUCAGGAGGAAGAGGUAGAAGAACAAGUUUCUGAAAUAAGCCAUCAGGAGGAACAAGAUGAUGAUGAAAUGGAUGAAGAGGAUCACCUUGUUAAAGAAGAUGAGUUAUUCCUAAUAGAACAGACAGUCAGUGAUUUUUUGGUAGUAAAACCUGCAGGUUAUGAAAGCUAUUCUGAGCGACUGAAGAAGGAAAGAGACAUUCUCUUCAUUCCCAGCAUGAGAACAGUGCCUACUUCUCAGAAGGUGCCUACAAACAUGCAGCCAAGGUACCUUGAGGAUGAGGGUCUUUAUACAGGAGAAAGGCCCACUGUGUCAUUCUCUAAUCAAAACAUCUUGGAAAAUAGAAUAAUCAGACAGGAGCAGGGGAAAGCAUGGUUUGGAGAUGAUGGCAAUAUCUUGGCAUUGCCUAAUCCGAUUAAGCCAUCUCCCACAAGGCCUCCAAUAUUCUCAUUGGAAGAAGGAAUAAAGCCAGAACUGGAAACAGUAUAUAGAAAGGCAAUAAAACUGAUGCCUGCCAACCAAUAUAUUGUUGGCUCUGGGGAUCCUCAUGGCCAGUUUCAAAUGGACAUAGAUAUUUCUGGGUUAAUAUUCACCCAUCAUCCUUGUUUUAGUCGUGAGCAUGUUCUGGCAGCCAAACUGGCUCAGUUAUAUGAUCAAUAUCUAGCAAGAAAACAGCAAAAUCUUGCCCAGCUUCUUACAGAUAAGCUACAUGCUCUGAGGAAUGCUGUGGGAUGUAAUGUGGACAUCAGUAGAACCAAUAUACCUAACCCUGUUGCACACCAGAGUAUAACUGACUAUAAAUUUGAAAUCAGGCAAACUCGACGACUUCGAGAUGCCGAACAAGAAAAAGAUCGAAUGUUGCUCAAGACUGUCAUAAAAGUUUGGAAAGAAAUAAAAUCCCUGCGUGACUUUCAGAAGUUUACUAAUACACCCAUGAAACUAUAUUUGCGAAAGGAAGAGGUUGAUCGAAGAUCAGAUGAAAAAGCAUUUGAAGAAGAAAUUCAAGCUGAAAUAAAUGAACUAUUGGAAGAAUAUAUAGAAGAAUAUGGAAAAAAAAUGGAAGAAUACAAAGCUGAGUUACAAGAGUGGAAAUCCUGGAGGAAGGCAAAGAAAACCAAGAAAAACAAGAAAAAACAUUAUCAAGAUGAAGAAGAAGUAGGAAUGGCAGAGGACUCUGAGCUUGGUGAGGAGCCCAUAAAACCUGUGCCUCCUAAACCGGUUGACAAGGUGGAUGUCGAACAGCAAGUUAGAGAAAAAGCUGUCACCAUCAGGAGGAAACCUGGAGAACCUCUCUUGAUCCCUGAGUUGAGCCUGACAGGAAAUGUAACCCCAAAUGAGCUGUGUCCUCGGGCAGAAGUUUCACGACGAGAAGAUGUAAAGAAACGUUCAGUAUUUAUAAAAGUCCUUUUCAACACUAAAGAAGUCUCGAGGACUGUCACCCGGCAAAUAAGCUCAGACUUCAGAGUACACUUUGGACAGAUUUUCAAUUUACAGAUAUUCAAUUUGCCAGAGAGUUUGAAGCUUCAGAUAUAUGAAACAGUAGGGCUCAGCAGCCCUAACGUGGUAGCAGAAGUGUUUGUACCCAUUCCUGAGACUACAGUUCUUACUGGUAGAGCUCCUGUAGAAGAAAUCGAGUUUAGCAGCAACCAGCGUGUGACGUUGGACCAUGAAGGAGUCGGGAGUGGUGUGCCAUUCUCAUUUGAAGCUGAUGGUAGUAAUAAAAUUACUCUAAUGACCUCUGGCAAAGUGUCCAAUAGCAUUUCCUGGGCUGUUGGAGAAAAUGGCAUACCUUUAAUUCCUCCAGUAUCUCAGCAGAAUGCAGGAAUUCCAAGUGCUCUGAAAAAUAUUGAUGCCAUUGCAUCUAUUGGUGCAUCAGGUUUAACUGACAUGAAGAAACUAGCUAAAUGGGCAGCAGAAGCAAAGCUUGAUCCAAAUGACCCAAGCAAUGCAGCUUUGAUGCAGCUGAUUAUGGUUGCCACUAGUGGAGAUACAUAUGUUCCUGAUUUCUUCAGACUGGAGCAGUUGCAGCAAGAAUUUAAUUUUGUUUCAGAUGAGGAACUUAAUAGGUCAAAACGAUUUCGACUUCUGCAGCUCAGAAACAAAGAGGUGGCAGAGUUCCGAAACUACAAGCAGGUGCCUUUAAAUGACAGAGAAAUCAAUGAAAAAAUCUUCCAGGAUUAUGAAAGAAGGCUGCGUGAGAGGGAUAUAAUUGACAGCAAGGAUCACCUAGAUGCACACAGAGCCUUUGUUGCCAAAUAUCUCCAAAAGGUUAGAGAAUCAGUGAUAAACCGGUUUCUGAUAGCAAAACACCAUUUACUUCUUUCUGACCUGGUAAAUGAAGAGGAAGCUCCUAGCCUGGGUUUUUUAGGGCUCAGUCUCUUUAAAUUGGCAGAGCCAAAACGACCACUAAAGCCUAGAAGAAGAGAGAGGAAGAAAGUUACAGCACAGAAUCUAUCAGAUGGAGAUGUAAAACUUCUGGUGAAUGUCAUUAGAGCUUAUGACAUUCCAGUGAGAAAACCAGUUAUGAGCAAACUUCAACAGCCAUCCAGAUCUUCAAGAUCCUUUAAUGAGAUGUUUGCAGCCGCUCCAUCACCUCAGAGCCCAACCCAUAGUAUAGAUUGGGCAUUUAACCAGGUGUUAGUCCGUCCUUUUGUAGAAGUUUCUUUUCAGCGAACAGUCUGCCGGACCACAGCAGCAGAGGGACCAAACCCCAACUGGAAUGAAGAGCUGGAACUUCCAUUUAGAGCUCCCAAUGGUGACUACAAUACUACCAGUUUACAAUCAGUGAAGGACGAAGUGUUUAUUAAUGUUUUUGAUGAAGUACUCUAUGAUAUCUUGGAGGAUGACCGUGAAAGAGAAAGUGGAAUCCAUACUCGUGUUGAGAGACACUGGCUGGGAUCUGUUAGGAUUCCAUUUACUACCAUAUACUUUCAAGCAAGGAUUGAUGGUACGUUUAAGAUAGACAUUCCUCCAGUCCUUCUUGGCUACAUUAAAGAAAAGAAUCUAGGAAAUGAAAGAGGUUAUGAUUCUGUCCGAAGUCUCAGUGAGGGUUCCUAUAUAACACUGUUUGUUACUGUUGAACCACAGCUUAUUCCUGGAGAACCAAUUCGAGAGAAGUUUGAUUCCCAGGAAGAUGAGAAAUUGCUCCGAGCAGCAGAAAAGUAUCAAGCUGAGUGUGCACUGAAAUUUCCAAGUCGCCGGUGCCUGACAACUGUUAUUGACAUCAAUGGGAAAACAGUCUUUAUUACCAGAUACAUCAAACCUCUGAAUCCACCACAGGAGCUCCUCAGUGCACACCCUAAUAAUGCUCAGCGAACAGCAGAGUUGGUGGCUCGAUACGUUGCUUUGAUUCCUGUCUUGCCAGAUAGCGUAUCGUUUGCUGGAAUCUGUGACUUAUGGAGCACAUCAGAUCAAUUCCUUGAUCUUUUGGCUGGUGAUGAGGAAGAACAUGCUGUGCUCUUAUGCAAUUAUUUUCUUGGUAUAGGCAAAAAAGCCUGGCUUAUAAUUGGAAAUGCUAUCCCUGAGGGACCAACCACAUAUGUACUUACUUGGGAACAAAAUCAGUAUGUGAUAUGGAAUCCUAGUACUGGACGUUUUUAUGGACAAUUUGAUACUUUCUGUCCACUUCAAAAUGUGGGCUGCUUGAUUAGCUCUGAUAACAUCUGGUUCAAUGUUCAGCAAUAUGAUUCCCCAGUAAGGAUAAAUUUUGACAUCAGCAAACCCAAAUUAUGGAAGCCUUUCUUUUCAAGACACUUACCAUAUCCUGGCCUCUCGAGCGUUCAGCCUGAAGAAUUAACUUACCAGCGGGCAGACAAAGCUGCUGCUUUAGAACUACAGGGCAGGAUUGAAAAGAUACUAAAAGAGAAAAUUAUGGAGUGGAGGCCCAGGCACCUCACUCGUUGGAACAGGUACUGCACCUCCACGCUUCGUCAUUUCCUGCCUCUCUUGGAACAGAACCAAGGCAAAGACAUAGAAGAUGAUCACCAGGCAGAACUGCAAAAACAGCUGGGAGAUUACAGGGUCUCAGGGUUUCCCAUUCAUAUGCCAUAUUCUGAAGUGAGACCUUUAAUAGAAGCUGUACACAGUACUGGAGUUCACAACAUUGAUGUUUCAAAUGUGGAAUUUGCUCUUGCUGUUUAUGUCCAUGGUUAUCCAAAAAAUGUUCUCUCUGUAUGGAUUUACAUUGCUUCACUAGUACGUAAUAGAUAACAGGAAGUUAAAGCAGAAUAAAAUCACAGCUAAAAGGUAUCAGCCCCACCAAAGAAAAGCUUUGCUAUGAAAAAUCAUUAUAUGAAGUAGUACUUAACAAAAUCAUCACUUCCUUCCAUUUGUGCAGGUUGGGGGGGGGGGGGGUCCUUCUCUUCCCUUCUCCCCAGUACAGUAAAAAUGCAUUCUUUAGUUCUUGUAUACCUGUGAGAGUAAGUUGCAAAGACCAAGAAAACCUAGAUGAUAUAGAGGCUUAAAAUGCCAAUAACCCCUGGAAAGUUUUCUACACUACUUUGUCCCAACCCUGUUACUGUGAGAGCUGCUGCAAUGGUGGAAGAUUUCUCCCCAGAAAUGCCAAUAUAGGCAUGAUUUUUUAACCCCUUCCCUCCCCACUACUUUCUGGCCUUCUAUCCAGGCCUCAACAAAAAGGACAUGAUUAGUGAAGAAGUAUAGCUAGUAAAAAUUAACACUAAAGCUUUACUUCCCCAGGGAUUCCGCCUCAGUGGCUCCAAAACUGAUCUCCAAUUAAAUUAUUUUUCAGUUAAGAUACUAAUGAAUAUUUGGGGCCCGAUUCUCUUCUUGCACUUCAGUGACUCAACUUCAGUAGAGAUAUUUCAAGUUUACACAAGUUUUUUAAUGAAAGGACAGACUGUUCUCACACGUUAUUUCAGCAGACUGGCAAGGCACAUGUUGAACAGCUUCAUACACAACGAGAAGCCACUGAUGAGAACAGAACUGUGGCAUCUUUCACAAAAACAGAAACCAGAGACUUCCUUCUCAGGCUUUGGUGCUUUAAGACCAGAAUCAAUGGUAUCUGUUCUAUUAAGACUCUGAGGUUGUCUGAAUAUAUAUUAAUUUGUAUAUGUGAAAAAUAAUAUUUUACUAUUUAUAUGUAUUUAUAUAGUUUUACUUUCUCUGUUUAACUAUUUUAUGUACUUUUAACCUAAAAAAGUAAAUAUAUUUUAUCACAAAAGCCA